Molecule: messenger RNA, 2903 nt
Organism: Platichthys flesus (European flounder)
Lineage: Eukaryota; Metazoa; Chordata; Actinopteri; Pleuronectiformes; Pleuronectidae
Gene: cebpa
Product: CCAAT enhancer binding protein alpha
Exons: 1
Coding region: 191-1108 (305 amino acids)
Biological process (GO): regulation of transcription by RNA polymerase II; DNA-templated transcription; myeloid cell differentiation
Molecular function (GO): DNA-binding transcription factor activity, RNA polymerase II-specific; RNA polymerase II cis-regulatory region sequence-specific DNA binding
Source: RefSeq, a predicted model, not a curated record
GACAGCUCACACUUCACUGAGCAGAGGAAUCGAACCUGGAGCCGCAGCUUCUCUUCUCUUUGCUCCGGAGCUCAGAUCAAACCUGCCCGAGCUUCAGUCUUCACUUCCCCGCUUGAUAAACUCCUCGCACCCGAGGACCCGACUCACACCGACCUUCUGCAAACUGGAUUCCCGGAGCUCGUCGCCAUGCAUGCCCGGGUUUAGAUUCUCCAUGGAGCUCUCUAACCUGUACGAGGUCGCGCCCCGACCCCAGAUGAGCAGCCUGCCCCACGGCCAGCAGCCCCCCUCCGGCUACAGAGACCCGGCAGACCUCGGCGGUGAGAUCGGGGACAGCGAGACCUCCAUCGACCUGAGCGCGUACAUCGACCCGUCGGCUUUCAACGACGACUUCUUGGCCGACCUGUUCCACCACGGCUCCCGGCAGGAGAAGCUGAAGAUGAUGAGCGGAGAGUACGAGUCGGCUCCGUGCGGCCCGGGGCCCCAGCAGCUCUACAUGUCCAACUACAUGGAGUCCAAGCUGGAGCCGCUGUACGAGCACAACCCGCCGCGCAUCCGACCAGUGGCCAUCAAGCAGGAGCCCCGGGACGACGAGGACCUGAACCCGGGCAUGCCCCCCACCUACCACCACCCGCACCCGCAUUCCCAGCAGUACUCCCAGCAUGCCCAGCAGCAGCAGCCGCCGCACCUCCAGUACCAGAUUGCGCACUGCGCGCAAACUACCAUGCACCUCCAGCCGGGACACCCAACUCCUCCGCCGACCCCGGUGCCGAGCCCGCACCACCACCCGCACCAGCACCAGCACCAGCACCACCAGGGCGGCCUGAAGCUGCUGGAGCAGCGGGGAGGAGGAGGAGGGAAGUCCAAGAAGAACGUCGACAAGAGCAGCCCGGAGUACCGGAUGAGGCGGGAGCGCAACAACGUGGCCGUGCGUAAAAGCAGGGACAAGGCGAAGAUCCGCAACAUCGAGACGCAGCACAAGGUGGUGGAGCUCAGCACCGACAACGACAGACUGAGGCGGAGGGUGGAGCACCUGACCCGGGAGCUGGACACGUUACGGGGCAUCUUCAGACAACUGCCGGACGGAUCCUUCAAGCCCAUGGGCAGCUGAGAGACUACUGACCCGGUCUAGAACCAGACUGGACCCGGACUGGAGGUGGACUGGUUGGACUGGUUUACUGCUGGAUUUACUCACAGAGGGUUCUGCAGGCCUCAUGCAGGACGGACUGAGCUGAGCAGACGGAGGCAGCUGAGGUGAUCACUGAUCAAACUUCUGUCCUGAACAAUCAUUUGGUUUUUUACUGAUAUAAACAAAACAUUUUCAGAUCUUUAAAAAACAAGAACAAAAAGCAGAUUCUCUUGUUUCACCUGAUCUAAACUGAUUAUUUAUUUGGCUGCAGGUGAAAUGAUCUGAUUGGCUGAAUAUUUCCCACCUGCUCUCUCAGUAAAAGACUGAAUGACUUGUCCGGACUGAAUCUUGCGCAGUGUUCACGUGCCUUUUUUAAACUUUUGUGCAAAAGCCAAUAAGCUUGUUUCCCUGCAGAUCCACACAACAGAGGACUGGUUGAUUUUGUGCCUUAUUUCCGUACAGACUGUGUGACACCACACACACAACCCACAUAUCAGAGCAGCUAAGGUAGGGCAUCAGCCUGUUGUGCAUGGUUUCUUUAAUUAUUUUGAUGUUUUAUACAAGUUACCAUCUCCAUAUCUUCUCCUGAUAAACUAGGAUUUGUCUUUUAUAGAGUUAUAAAAUGCAAAGUGCACAUGCUUUUAUAUACCAGGCUGAAGUGUAUGUAUGUUAAUGUUCCUCUCUGGUACGAGACCUGUCUGCUGGUGUGGAGCUGAUAUGGACAAUAUCAAAUGAGAGGACGUCACGUGACACAAAGUUUUACUCAUGUUCAUAAAGUUAUUCCUGUAAUCUUCACAGCUGUCGAGUGUUGUAGCUGCAGAGUUUGUAUUUGUUGAGACUGUGAAGCACGAUCAUGUCUCCACACCCAACCUGUCAAAACCUUGUAUGUCCACGUCAGGCUGCUGGUUUGUAUCAUGCUUUCAAACCAGUUGGAGUAGAAGCAUUUUGGACCUUUGACCUUUGCACUAUGACACAAAGAAAUGCUCCAUGUUCCCCCUCGAAAACAAGGCAGGUCUCCUCUGUUAGUUCCCUGAGCGCUGUGGAUUGUGGAGAUACAAGGUUUUCAUCUGUAUGAAAGAUCAUAACUGAGUGUGGUGCGUUAACGCCAAAGUGUAAAAUACACACACACACACACACACACACACACACAUUAAACAAGACUGGAAUUGAACCUGUGGUACCUGCCUCGGCGUCGUCGUCCAUUGGAAACAACGUGUCCCUGAACACGUCUGGACCAUGUUCCACGUUCUCUGCGAGGAACGUGGAGAUGAGUGGUUUCCAGAGGACGGAGACGGGGACAGCAGCUCUGUCUUAUGCACUAUUUGUCAAAUGAAGCACAGUGUUGUCUCUGACACAUGCAUGGGUACUGAUCUGAUAGAAAAGAGAAACACGCCUCGCUCUACAUACGUGUAUUUAUGUGUCAACCAUUUUGAGAAAAAACAAACAAAAACAAAAAUGUGAAAAGGGUUUCUAUGCAACGUGUCUCUUCCUCUUUUCACUGUUGUGUCAUUACACACACACACAGACACACACACACACACAGAGUGCCUUCUGAUCCUCUGAGAUGACCUUUGACCUCUUGCUGAUCUGCUCGUUUGUUGAAAGAUUUUUGAAAUCGAUUUGUCGGCGAGGAAAAGGAAGCACUUUUGUUUGUUUUUUUACAAACUGAUGUUUGUCAAAGUCUCAAUUGUAAAAUAAGCCUCUACAUAUAUAAAUAUAUAUAAAUAUAUUAAUAAAUCUGAAUUAUUAUAAAAAUAAAGAAGUUUGUUUUAUCUCA